Messenger RNA from Talaromyces atroroseus, 1854 nucleotides. RefSeq lists its product as hypothetical. Bases 1 to 1854 code for a protein of 617 amino acids. The transcript is spliced from 5 exons. NCBI's taxonomy places the organism in Eukaryota, Fungi, Ascomycota, Eurotiomycetes, Eurotiales, Trichocomaceae. The record is from RefSeq and is a predicted model, not a curated record.
AUGCACCCAGGCACAGUUGGCCUGAGGUGCUGGAGGCUGUUUCAGAAACGCCAUAGUGAAGCACUGAAGGUCUUGGGGAGGCCUGCAGUCGGAUGCCAAGGGGGAGCCCUGAUAGGUGACCCGUCAGCUUCACAUGCAUUGGCGCCAUCCCAGAAUAACAGUUCUCCAUCCACAGUGGUCCAUGAUCGUGGAUUCAGCAGCAUCCAGGUGGUGAGUGCAGAAAGGGCUGGUGAGGGUGCAGGCGCCCAAUUGGCCAGACGCCGGCGGCUAAGUAAGGCGGCCUCGGGCCAAUCAGCGGCCGUUACGGGGGAGGAGAGUCACGUGUUGAUCAAGCCACCCAAAACUAUGCGCUCUGCCAUGAGGGCUCCUUCGAUUGGAAUGGACCCGGAGCAAGAGCGGAAUCCGCCGCCGUCUCCAACACCGGUAGAGUUUCCACAGUACCGUGGGGUCCAAGAUAAUGAAAUACAGAGCGUCACAGACUUCAACGCCAUUUACCAGAAGCUUCUCGCAAUCAAAAAGCCACAGGACAUCACGGUGGAACAUGUCAAGUCCCUGAAUAUGAAACUGGAGACCGAUAUAGAGGGCACCCAAAUACUCUCUGACGAGCACUUCCAGGGUCUGCCUCCAUUUGUUUGGGAGAACCUGACAGAAGAGCUUGUCGAACUGGAAAUCAUGGGGGGUGGAUUUCCGUACCCGCCGUUUUCCAAAUAUGACGUGGUCAGAAAAGAGCUCUUGUUCGACAAUGACGACGCGUACAGAGAGGUUACAAGAAUGCAGCCGAGGCCAGGCCGUAACAGGUACUGGGAUACCAGCCUUGACGAAUACUAUGACAAGCCUGUCACGGCAUCCGAAGAAAAGACUCUACGUCAACAACAGCAACAACAAGGUGGCAUUCCGAUGGAUACCGGGGAUGAGGAAGUCAAGACCUACAAACGAGCUUACAAAGGUCGGCGUGUGGGGACAGGAAGUGAAAUGCCAGUCGAUAUCCGUGACGACACGAUGAGGGGUCUUCUUGAGAUGGUGGCAUGGCCGUUCCAAUGCCAGGCAUCAGUUCCGGCACAGCAACCAAGGCUAAAUGUUCAAAAAUUGCUGUUUCCGGUACGCCACACAUUGGUAGCUGGUAGAGUGCCUCAGGAUCGGCAGGCAGCGCGAAGUGGAAUACUGGAAGGGCCGAUGCUAGGAGUGCAGUGUCGAGAAGAGACAGCAUUCAGAGACCCUGAGGAAACGCCGGGAUACGGACAGAAAGAGAUGUGCGACAUAUUCCGUGAGGUUGGGGCAAUGCUACUCUUAGCUCAGGAGCGGUCUCGAGAAGGUACCGUUGAAGUGAAGCCCGGUGAGGGCAAAUGGUGGACAACAGUGCCUCGAUGGGGCGGUGCUCCAGAUGAUGGAGUGACGGGCGAUGCAGCGGACGAGGGGUCGGCAUCGACAACGAUAAACUUAGAGAAGCAAAGCCGUGAUAAGCCACAGGACGGUGACGAUAGCAACAGCAACAUGUACAAACGCUCCCGCUACAGCUAUCCGCUCCGUUCAGCGCGGCGCUCAGGGCGAUCACGAAAAUUGACAGUCAGUGAAAGAUGGAAGAUUAUCGAGCCAGGGCCGAGUUUGUGGGACAAAAGGACGAAGUACAUGCAAAUUGGAAAGCCCAGGGGUAGUUUAUAUGAUGAUAUUUUCUUGCUUUCGCAACUAAAUCACCAUGUCUCAAUUCUGCAUCUCAGGGUGCACAGGCGAUAUAUCGACAGUCUGACCAACGGCAGCAGCAGCAGCAGUAACGAGAACGAAGACGACCCUGAGCAGCCUUGGAAUGUCCUCAAAUUACGCCGAAGCAAAUGUAACUAUUCACGAGCACGAAUAUAA